Messenger RNA from Brassica rapa (field mustard), 3273 nucleotides. RefSeq names its product AP2-like ethylene-responsive transcription factor AIL6. The record is from RefSeq and is a predicted model, not a curated record. Gene Ontology annotation, molecular function: DNA binding; DNA-binding transcription factor activity. Gene Ontology annotation, biological process: regulation of DNA-templated transcription. NCBI's taxonomy places the organism in Eukaryota, Viridiplantae, Streptophyta, Magnoliopsida, Brassicales, Brassicaceae.
UAUCUAUUUUAUAUGUGUUUAUCUUGCCAUUGAUACUUAUCUAAUUAAUAUUUUAUUAAUAAAAUUAAGUGAAUAGUAUUUAGCAGUACUGUAGCUUUGCACUAAAAUGGUGUAAUUUUUACAGUUGGAUUAGAGAAGUUUUGAUGUAGAAAUUACACUAAAAUGAUGUUUUGAAAUUGGUUGAAGAUUAUCUUAGUAAAAAGAAUUUGUUUCAUAAUAUAAGUAGUUUACAUAUUGAGAUAUUUCAAUAAAGUAAUGUUAAGUUUUUUAUAAUUGAUUGAAUUAAUUGAUUAAGUGAUAUAUUUUUUUAAAUAAUAACUUUUUAAAUAUUUGUGUUUUUAGACAAAACUACUUACAAUUAGAAACAGCGGGAGUAGCAAUUAUACGUAUGCAAGAACAUUGUAUUUUAACCGGCCCUAUACAAUUUUACCCGGGACUUGACUGUUUUCUUUUGACCCCAAAGGUUAGCUAGUAUUUGUUCCUUUCUAAUACUCACUUGGCAUCCUACACUAUAACUACCCUCUUAUACUUUAAUGCACCCUAUAAUCUAUAUUUCAUAAACGUGAGGUGUGAUGGACUCAUGUGAGCCUUUCAUACAUAAAACAAUUUACUCUUUUAUAAUGUUUUAGUUAGCAUAAUAAGAAAAUUCGCAGUGUAACUAUGUUUAUUUGUACAAAAAAUAAUUGUUUUUCUCUUCGUUUUAUACAUAUCUUAACUAUUUUUUCAUUUUUGUGAUAAUAUAUGACUCGUUAAUAUAAAUCCAUCCCCAAACUAAAAAGUUUGUUGGAUGUAAAUGAAUGUAUCUUGUACAAAAUAGAAUAAGAGGCCUGAAUAUGAAAUAUUAACUAAUGAGGGGUUAGAGUGUAAAUAAAAAACGCAGCCGAUAAAAAGCUAAAACAACCUGACCCGAAAGAGUAAAAUCCGGUUGGGUGGGUUUAAAUAAAGAGUGGGCAUGAGAGAACAAAGUGUCGCAAUGCAUGCACGACAAGUGGAAACAACUAGUGGUUUGGUUUACUUUGUUUUGGAGUUAAGGUGGUAAUUUGGGAAUUAAAUUUCACUUCCCAAAUCUUUUGCAUCCUUGUUAAGUGGUUUAAUUAAAUUAUCACCUUCAAAACAACACAAUUACAAAGCUAGAAUAGAUCUCUCUCUCUCUCCUGUAUUACGCCGGGCGACACAGAAGAAACCGCUGGUCUAACGAAGAACAACAACAAACAAGAGAGAGAAAGCAAAAAAAGUGAACUAGAUGGCUCCGAUGACGAACUGGUUAACGUUUUCUUUGUCACCAAUGGAGAUGUUGAGGUCAUCUGAUCAGUCUCAGUUCGUGUCCUAUGACGCUUCUUCCGCCGCCUCAUCUCCUUACCUCCUCGAUAAUUUCUAUGGUUGGACGAAUCAAAAGCCUCAGGAAGAAGAAGAAGCUCAGAUAACAGCUUCUAUGGCGGAUUCAACAAUCCUAACAUCCUUCGUGGACUCACAGAAUCAUUCUCAGAACCAUAUCCCAAAGCUAGAAGAUUUUCUCGGUGACUUCCGUUACUCCGACAACAGCCAAACAGAGACACAAGACUCUUCUUCCCUCACUCAUAUCUACGAUCCACGUCACCACCAGAACCAAACCGGGUUUUACUCUGAUCAUAGCCACGAUUUCAAAGCCAUGACCGGUUUUCAAACCGCUUUUUCAACGAACUCCGGUUCUGAAGUCGACGACUCGGUUUCAAUGAGCCGGACUCAUCUCGCAGGAGAGUAUUUGGGACACGUGGUGGAGUCUUCUGGUCAGGAGCUUGGUUUUAUUCACGGUGGAGCUAACACAGGAGGAGCUUUGUCACUUGGGGUUAACACUAACAACACUAAUAAUCAGAUUUCUGAGUAUAACUACCGUGCUAAUAACAAUGGUGAGAGAAUCAUCAACAAUAACAACAGAGAGAAGACAGAUUCUGAGAAGGAGAAGCCUGUUGUGGCAGUGGAAAGAUCAGAUUCUUCUAACAAGAAGGUCGCUGAUACGUUUGGACAAAGGACUUCCAUUUACCGAGGAGUUACAAGACAUAGAUGGACGGGAAGGUAUGAAGCUCAUCUAUGGGAUAAUAGCUGUAGGCGAGAAGGUCAGGCCAGGAAAGGACGUCAAGUAUACUUGGGUGGAUAUGACAAAGAAGAUAAGGCAGCACGAGCUUACGAUCUAGCAGCUCUGAAGUACUGGAAUACUGCUGCUACCACCAAUUUUCCUAUUACGAACUACUCAAAAGAAUUAGAGGAAAUGAAGCACAUGACCAAACAAGAGUUCAUUGCUUCCCUUAGGAGGAAGAGUAGUGGAUUCUCUAGAGGAGCUUCCAUGUACCGAGGUGUAACAAGACAUCAUCAACAAGGACGUUGGCAAGCUAGGAUAGGCCGUGUUGCCGGCAACAAAGAUCUUUACCUCGGAACCUUUGCAACGGAAGAGGAAGCAGCUGAGGCAUACGACAUAGCAGCGAUCAAAUUCAGAGGAAUAAACGCUGUAACCAACUUUGAGAUGAACCGUUACGACGUUGAAGCCAUCAUGAAGAGUGCACUUCCUAUCGGUGGUGCAGCAAAACGUCUCAAGCUCUCUUUAGAAUCUGAGCAGAAACCUAUCAUCGGUCAUCAUCAACUCCACCAUUUUCAGCAACAACAUCAACAGCUUCAGUCCUCUCCCAAUGACAGUAGCAUUAACUUCGCUCUUUGUCCUAGCUCAGACGUUCAGCCUCAGAUGAUUCCAUGUGGAAUCCCUUUUGAAGCAGCUUCUCUUUACCAUCACCAACAGCAACAACAACAACAGAACUUUUUCCAGCAUUUUCCGGCGAAUGCAGCUUCUGAUUCGACGGACUCUAAUAAUAACUCCAACGUUCAAAGCUCAAUGGGACUAAUGGCGCCAAAUGCAGCAGCUGAGUUCUUCCUCUGGCCUAAUCAGUCUUACUAGAAUCGACAUGUGAUUUGGAGUCUGUUUUUGUUUGGUUAAGUUCUUAAUAGUCUUUUAAGGGAUACAACUUCCUGAUUAUGGCUAACCUAUAAGCUGAUUAGAAGAAUAUGAAAAUCUCACUUGCGUCUAUUUUUUUUGGGUUUCAUUAACUGUUGUUUAGGCAGGAGUAGAUGCGGGUGAAAAGUGGAAGAGCUGAAAACAGUUGGGGUUAUUAUUGUAUCAAAUUAUAAACUCGGUGGUGAAAAUGGUAGGUUUUCGGAAUUAGGGGUGGUUUCGUUAUCCUUUUUUCUAUGUAUCAGGGCACUGUACUCUGCUUUCUAUUAUCGUUACCGUCUAGCAUGUCUCCCUGA